This is a messenger RNA of Ornithodoros turicata, 2213 nucleotides long. RefSeq names its product ATP-binding cassette subfamily G member 4-like. The record is from RefSeq and is a predicted model, not a curated record. The transcript is spliced from 13 exons. Gene Ontology annotation, cellular component: membrane. Gene Ontology annotation, molecular function: ATP hydrolysis activity; ABC-type transporter activity; ATP binding. NCBI's taxonomy places the organism in Eukaryota, Metazoa, Arthropoda, Arachnida, Ixodida, Argasidae. Gene Ontology annotation, biological process: transmembrane transport. The coding region runs from base 100 to 2016 and encodes 638 amino acids.
UGGAAGGACUGGCUUUCCGUCUGACAUUGACUCUCUUGCAAAGAGCAGUGCACAAAAAGCUAGUCUUCAUUACACUGUGUGUGCGUAACUCGUGGAAGAAUGGAUGGCGACGUCGUAUUGCUGAACAUGUCGAACACAUCGCAGGAUCCUGGAGGAGGAUGCGUGAAUAACGCGUGCACGGCGUCUUUGGAUUGCAACAAUGACAACGGUGUAAGUACUCCGAAUGUCUUCAUGAACAAGGGAUCCCGAACUUUCGAGAAUAUUACCGUCGAAUGGAGAAAUAUUACCUACAGCGUGAAAGACAAAGGACGAAAAGGGCGCAAGACCUUACUGCACAACUUGAGUGGAAGAGCCACUCCUUCAACUUUGACCGUUAUCAUGGGACCAUCUGGAGCAGGGAAGACGACUUUAUUAAACGUACUCACAGGCUUCUUCGAGAAAGGAUACGACGGGGAAGUGCAGAUCAACGGAUACGUGCGAGUUCCCGAUUUGUUCAACAAGCAAAGCUGCUACGUCAUGCAAGACGAACACCUGCUGCCCGUGCUUACGGUGCGUGAAGCACUCACCAUGAGCGGGGAGCUGCGCAUGCCAUCGGCAACGAGUGAAGAAAGGACGGCAGUGGUUUCCAAGGCCAUCGAAGAGUGGAAUUUGCAUGACUGUGAACGUGUACGCACUUGCGAUAUUUCCGGUGGCCAAAGAAAGCGUCUGGCAAUCGCCCAGGAGCUUGUAAACAACCCACCUGUUAUUUUCCUGGAUGAGCCCACCACCGGGUUGGAUUCUGUUACCAGUCUGCUAGUCGUACAAAUCCUAAGGAGGCUCGCCAAGGAAGGCCACACGGUCAUCUGCUCCGUGCACACUCCGAGUGCGAAGAUAUUUUCACAUUUCGAUAAUUUAUACAUGCUAUCGCAAGGUAUGUGCAUCUACAAUGGACCAGUGAAGGACCUUGUCGAAUUUACGUCGCGGCACAAUCUUCACUGUCCGCAGUACCACAACCCGGCUGACUUCAUCUGUGAAAUAUCAGCGGGAGAGCACGGAGACUGCAUACCUGAACUAGCCAAAGAAUUCACCAUCGCUCCCCCGGAAAAAACCUGCGGAGAUCGUGGGAAGAUAACACCGUAUGGCGGACAGACUAUGAGUGACUCGGAUUUAGCUGAAGCAAGAAGGCAGUACUCGUUCAAAAUCAACCACACGCAUCAGUUCGCUGUUCUUAUGAAGCGUUGCUGGCUGGCAGCGGCAAGAAAUAAGAUGGCGACCCCAUUCCGCUACUUGAUAUACGCCUUAUUCGGAAGUACGAUAGCUGCUAUCUUCUACGACGUGGGGAACAAAGCGUCCACAACGAUCAGCAACUUAUCCAUGAUAUUUCUUUGCUGCUGUAUAGUCGUGUUUCAGUCACUCAUGCCGACUGUUAUGGUGUUUCCAACUGAAAUCACUGUGUUGCUGAGGGAACAUAGAAACUGUUGGUAUAGUCUGAGGAUGUACUACUUGGCUAAGUACAUCGUGGAAGUCGUUCCUUGCGUGCUUCCUGUCUUGCUGAUGGUAGGCAUCACGUACUACCCAACGUCACAGCCUCUAGUAUUUUGGCGAGCAGCAGCGUUUUGCUUGCUUUGCAUUCAACUCAGUUCAGUCACCCAGUCCAUAGGCCUCCUUGUAUCUGCUCUCUCUUCCGUGCAGAUGGCAGUGUUCCUGGCGUUUCCUGCCAUGUCGCCGGCAUUCUUCUUCAGUGGAUUUUAUGUUCAGUCUAACGUGGUGACUCCCUACUUGCGCUGGAUCCACUACGCUUCUCCUAUUUAUCACGCCUACCAAGGGAUCAUUUUAUCGACGUAUGGUUACGGAAGAGAAAAACUGGAAUGCGACGAUUUCAUUUGCCUGUACGAAGACCCUGCAGAUGUGCUCGAAUUUACGAAUUCUGCGGAGAAGAAACUCUACUUGCAAAUCGUGAUCUUGGUUAGUUUAGAAGUAGUCUUCAGGGUUAUAGCAUUCGUGGCGCUUAAGUGGCGGCUUAAAAGAAAAACAUAGCGACUCGCCGUUGCAACAAUAAAUAAAAAGAAGAAGAGAGAAACAACAAGAAAGUUAGGGCAGUUCAUUGUUUGCGAUAGAGCCGGGAAGUAGCAAACAGAUUGGUUACACUGCUCUAAGAGGUAAAUCUGGAGAAAGCGCGUUCUGGGUUGUGCCUUUGUUUGCAUCACUAUAAAGGCUGUCGUCAUCGUAUGCUA